AUGGUGUUUGUUGUUCAAAGAGUUUCUGGUACCAAACCCAGUGUCCUAACUAAGAAUUAUCAGCACAUCCUAGCCUUUGUAUUUGCUGUGAAAGAGCUCAAUGAAAACCCACAGAUCUUACCCAAUGUCACUCUGGGAGUCCACAUCUAUGACAGUUAUUUUAAUGAUGAAUGGACCUAUCAAUCCACAAUGCAACUCAUUUCCACAUCAAGGAGAUUUUCCCCCAACUACAAAUGUGACUUCCAGAACAACCUGAUAACUGUCAUUGGCGCACUAGAUACACAGAUUUCCCUUGAUGUGGCAGUUAUCUUGGAUAUCUACAAGAUUCCACAGCUCAUCUAUGGCUCCACUCCAGUAAUGAAUGAUAAAAUCCCUGGUCUGCUCUUCUACCAGAUGGCUCCAAAAGAGACUAUACAGUAUAUAGGGAUUUUAAAAUUACUUCUGCAUUUUAAGUGGACGUGGAUUGGGGUUCUUUAUGUGGAUGAUGACAAUGGAGAGAGAUUUGUACAAUCUGAAUUGGAGCUCUUUUCCCAGAAUGGUAUCUGUGUUGCCUUGAUGGAACGAAUCCCCGACUCACCCUUUCUCUCUGGACUUGAUGAUAAUCUGCUAAAGGGGGCAAAAAUAUACAAUAAAGUCAUGGGAAGCAAAGCCAAUGUAUUGGUAGUUUAUGGAAAAUCCUAUAGCAUGUUAUAUUUGAGAUGGUUGCCCUACUUCUCAGAAUUUGAAAACAUGCCACAGAAGGGGAAAGUGUUGAUAAUGACAGCUCAGAUGGAGCUCAAUUCAUACACCUAUCAAAGGACUUGGGGUACAGAUAUGAUUCAUGGUGCUCUGUCCUUCACCGUACAUUCCAGUGAUCACCCUGGAUUUCGACAAUUUGCAGACAGCAGAAACCCUUCCAGCACAAAAAAUGAUGGUUUUAUCAGGGAUUUCUGGCAACAGGCCUUUGGCUGUAGAUUCACAAAUUCUACUCCAGACAACAUCAACAAUGACAUCUGCACUGGGGAGGAGAAGCUGGAGAGCCUUCCUGGGCCUUUCUUUGAAAUGAGCAUGACUGGCCACAGUUACAGCAUCUACAACUCUGUCUAUGCUGUGGCCCAUGCUUUCCAUGCCAUGCUCUCAUCUAGACUCGAAGGCAGAGCAGUAGUUGAUGGAGGAGGUUUGAAACUUCAUGUUCAAGAGUGGUGGCAGCUCCAUCACUUUCUGAGAGGUAUUUCAUUCAACAAUAGUGUUGGGGACAAGGUUUCCCUCGAUCAAAAUGGGGAGUUAGCUGCUGGAUUUGAUAUUAUCAACUGGGUUUUCUCUGCCAACCAGUCCUUUCAGAGAGUGAAAGUUGGGAGGAUGCAUCCACAGCUUCCUCCAGACCAAGCGUUCACCAUUGAUGGGGAUGCAAUCACAUGGCACACCUUGUUUAACCAGACACAGCCUCUUUCCGUAUGCACUAAUAGUUGCCAUCCUGGAUAUAGGAAGAAAAGAAAGGAAGGGGAGCCCUUUUGCUGCUAUGAUUGCAUCCCAUGUCCAGAAGGGAAGAUUUCAGACCAUAAAGCUCUGACACUAGUAAUUUUUGUGAAGCACCACAACACUCCUAUAGUCAAAGCCAACAACUGGAGCCUCACUUAUAGUUUACUCGUCUCUCUGCUGCUGUGUUUCCUGUGUGCACUUUUAUUCAUUGGCCCACCCCAGUGGGUGAUGUGUCUCCUGCGACAAAUGGCUUUUGGCAUGGUCUUCUCUGUGGCUGUUUCUUGUGUGUUGGCAAAAACCAUAACUGUAGUUCUGGCUUUCAUGGCCACCAAACCAGGAAGCAGAAUGAGGAAAUGGGUGGGGAAAAGACUGGCCAACGCCAUUGUUCUUUCCUGCUCCCUCAUCCAGGCAGGCGUUUGUACUUUAUGGCUGAUAACCUCACCCCCGUUUCCUGAUGCUGACAAGCAUUCAAUGAAGAAAGAAAUUGUACUGGUGUGCAGUGAGGGGUCCGUGACUCUGUUUUACUGUGUUCUGGGCUACAUGAGCAUUCUCGCCAUCGUGAGCCUCACCGUUGCUUUCUUUGCCAGGAAGUUACCGGACAGUUUCAAUGAAGCCAAAUUUAUUACUUUUAGCAUGUUGUUGUUCUGCAGUGUUUGGCUCUCCUUUAUCCCAACAUACCUGAGCACUAAGGGGAAAUACAUGGUCGUUGUGGAGAUCUUCUCUAUCCUCUCUUCCUCUGCUGGCUUGCUAGCUUGCAUCUUUUUCCCAAAAUGUUAUAUUCUUCUCUGGAGAUCUGAACUAAACCACAGGGAACAUCUAAUAAGGAAGUAA
Messenger RNA from Euleptes europaea (tarantolino), 2289 nucleotides. Its product is annotated as vomeronasal type-2 receptor 26-like. Lineage: Eukaryota; Metazoa; Chordata; Lepidosauria; Squamata; Sphaerodactylidae. Gene Ontology annotation, molecular function: G protein-coupled receptor activity. The transcript is spliced from 6 exons. The record is from RefSeq and is a predicted model, not a curated record. Gene Ontology annotation, cellular component: membrane. Gene Ontology annotation, biological process: G protein-coupled receptor signaling pathway. The coding region runs from base 1 to 2289 and encodes 762 amino acids.